This is a messenger RNA of Lethenteron reissneri (Far Eastern brook lamprey), 2499 nucleotides long. RefSeq names its product oligodendrocyte transcription factor 2-like. Gene Ontology annotation, biological process: positive regulation of transcription by RNA polymerase II; axon development; sensory organ development. Lineage: Eukaryota; Metazoa; Chordata; Hyperoartia; Petromyzontiformes; Petromyzontidae. Gene Ontology annotation, molecular function: DNA-binding transcription factor activity, RNA polymerase II-specific; E-box binding; protein dimerization activity. Gene Ontology annotation, cellular component: nucleus. The record is from RefSeq and is a predicted model, not a curated record.
UGUGUGCGUGUGUGAUUGACCCCACCCCACGCGCACACACGCACACACACUCACGGUCCAUUGUUACAUACGCACAAGGUCAUAAACGCGUAUAUAUAGGACCGGGCGGUGUUGGACCCUUCUCAUUAAUUAAAGACAAAACCAGCACGAAGCGUAACAGGGUGUGUGGGGUGGUGGUCAGUGACAAGGGGGUCUUCUCUAACUCAUCACAAACGAUAGACACGUACACACACACGCGCGCGCUAGACAUACACUCUGCAUGUACACGCACCUGCUUAGUCCACACAGAGGAAGCGACAACGUCAGAGACCGCGUUGUGUUCAUAGCGAGAUAUUGCAAUACUCACCACAGCGAGCACAACACACAUCACACACACACCACACAACACACACAGACAGACACGUGCGAGAAUUCGCAAUACGAUUUGGCAAAGUUGCGAGCCGCAUAAAAGGUCCUCCCCACCCUCCCCACCCUCACCACGAAAAAAAACCACACCACGCAGAUACAAUUCUAAGAACUAUCAUCAUCAUCAUCAUCACCACCAGCAGUCGUAUCAUCAUCAUCAGCAGCAGCAAAGUCGGAGAAGUCUCAAAAGCCGCACCAGCGUUGCCGAGAUCCGGCGCGUCUGUCUCCGGCGACGUUUCGUGACGGAAGACGAAGCCGGCUGCUCGACAUCGCCGCAUGGAUUCAGACGCGAGCUCCGUUACGUCGAGUCGCGCUUCCUCGCCGGAGGUGGACGUCUACCUGCGAGCCUCGGGCCAGAUGCUGGGACUGGGCGGCCGAGUCAGCUCCACCACCAUCUCGUCGUCGGGCCCGUGCGGGGCCGACUCCUUCCCGGGAUCGCUCAGCGAACGGGAGCUUCUGCUGCAGCAGAUGCAUGGAAUCGGCGUCGGAGUGGGGAGCGGCGGCCUUGGUGCUGCAGGGAUGACAGCGGCGUCGGCGGCCGGAACAGCGGCGAUGUUGCUCAUGAGCAGCGGCAGUAGCAGCAGCAGCAGCAGCAGCGAGGAUCGAGCCCACGCGGCCGCCCUCGCCAAGUUGCACAAGGACAAGAAGAACCUGAGCGAACACGACCUCCAGUCGCUGCGUCUCAAGAUCAACAGCCGCGAGCGCAAGCGCAUGCACGACCUCAACCUCGCCAUGGACGGCCUGCGCGAGGUGAUGCCCUACGCGCACGGACCCUCGGUGAGGAAGCUCUCCAAGAUCGCCACGCUGCUGCUCGCCAGAAACUACAUCCUCAUGCUGAGCAGCUCCCUCGAGGAGAUGAAGAGGCUCGUGGGCGAGAUAUACGGCAGCCACCACUCGGCGUUCCACCCCAGCGCGCACGCGUGCGCAGCCGCAGCCGCGGCAGCAGCCGCAGCCGCCGCGCCGCUGAGCCACGCGGCGGCAGCAGCGGCAGCAGCGGCCGGAGCUCCUCCGUCUCUAGCCGCGCACCACCACCAUCACCACCACCACAACAACAGCAGCAGCAGCAGCCACCACCCGCUGCACCCACACCACCACCAUCACCAGGCCGUGCUGGGCGCAUCGCUUCACUCCGCGGGGUCGCCGGUCGGAAGAUCUGCCGCUCAUCCCGCGGCGAGCAAAGCGUCCCAGCAGCAGCAGCAGCAACACGCCGGCCCUCCCGUCGCGCUCGGAACGGCAGCGGCAGCGGCUGCCGCGGCUUUCCAUCAGUGGGGCGCCGUGCCGUGUCCGUGCGCCAUGUGCCAGCUGCCGACUCAUCACCUCCCCAUCAGCGUCUCCACUGCUGUGCUGCCGCGGCUGUCGACCGAUGCUAAGUGAGAUGCACCACCACCACCAUCGCCACCACCACCAACGCCACCACCACCGCGGCCACCGCAGUCUCCUGGCAUCCACGACUCUCUCGUCUCUGGUUCGACCAUCGCCGCUCCCCGUGCAAGGCAAUGCGCUCCAGAAGAUGCGCAAUGACACGCGGGCGGGCAUCGACCACCGCUGGCUGAUGGGACGACAUGGUCGCGGUAGUAGCAGAGCAGCAGCUAGUUGCUAACUUAUCCCACCCCCGUCCCCUGGAUCUUGGUGGUUCUAUGCGCGUGUGUGUGUGUGUGUCAGAUGUACAUAGCCAGAGAGACGCAGAGAGAGAGAGAGACGGAGUGAACGAUGAUUGUGCUGUAGAUUGCGACCACAGUGAGCCGCGCGCGAGCUGUCAGUGCGAUGCUCGCAAAAAGCUACGCUGAGCACGUGGAGCAGCAUACAGUCUACAUAGACUGUCGCGAUAUGACUUUUACAACAAGCGCGCGUGUUUGUCGGUGCUCGCGGAUCAGAGUCGUCUUGUUGCAGCGGAACUUUGCUCGCCUGUGUACUCACGUGCACAGGCAUACGUGGAGCGCAGCGGUGGUGUGCGCUUGGAGUGCGCGUGGGGAGCGGUGGCGCAGCGGUUAGCGCUGCUAACAACCAGAGACGAUUUUACGAACCGGUCCUGGACCUCCCCUAGGUCAAAUGAGUACGUGGUGCGGCGUGUAAAUAUCGCCACGGGGGGGGGGG